Molecule: messenger RNA, 2024 nt
Organism: Helianthus annuus (common sunflower)
Lineage: Eukaryota; Viridiplantae; Streptophyta; Magnoliopsida; Asterales; Asteraceae
Product: beta-glucuronosyltransferase GlcAT14B
Exons: 4
Coding region: 376-1656 (426 amino acids)
Cellular component (GO): membrane
Molecular function (GO): glucuronosyltransferase activity
Source: RefSeq, a predicted model, not a curated record
UUACAAAAUCUUCCAUAACCACCAUAUUUUUCUUUCCUCAUCCAACAACUCACCCAUCUGUACUCACCACCGUCCUCAGGGGCGCAGCCCAGUGGCUAAAGUGGGGGAAAUGUUUGCUUCCAUACUGCGGCGGUUCGAUUCCGGACUACUCUGCUUUACCCACUUGGGUUAGCCCUUGCCCUCUCGCCUCUAAACGUUAGUCUCUGACGCGGGAGGUCGCUGCAAAAACAGCCGAGGGGGACGCCCCCCACAUCACCGGGACAGUGGUGGCGGGCCGGCUAACGUGACCGGUCUUCACGUUUUGCUUCCAUCUGUACUCACCACCAUCUUCUUCCAAACUCCAUUGAUGCUCUGUACCAUCAAAUCACCUACAUUAUGAAGAAAUUAAGAAGCUUCUACAUGCACUUGAAACAUCCACACACCAUCAAACGCAAAUGGAUCUAUCCAUUAGCCCUCGGGUCAACCCUAUCCCUCUCCCUCCUAUUCCUCCUAACCCUAACUCCACUCGCCGGAAACCGCCUCUACAACUACUACACAACCGCCGGAACCUCCGUUUUCAUCGAAAACAAACUCCGGCCGAUCGGUAUUUCCGACGCUGUCCGUCCGGUCCGGUUCGCGUACCUAAUUUCCGGUUCAAAUCACGACGGCGAUAUGCUCCGGCGAACGCUUCUCGCUCUGUACCAUCCGAAUAACCGCUAUGUAGUUCAUUUAGACGCUGAAUCGUCGCCGGAGGAGCGGUUACGGUUGCAUGAGUUUGUGGUUAAUCAUCCACUGUUCAUGAAGUUUGGUAAUGUGGUGAUGAUCACGAAGGCGAACCUCGUGACGUACCGUGGACCGACUAUGGUGGCGAAUACGCUCCACGCGGCGGCGAUGUUGUUGAGAGACGGUGGAGAUUGGGACUGGUUUAUUAAUCUGAGUGCUUCUGAUUAUCCACUGGUCACUCAAGACGAUCUGAUUUAUGUGUUCUCUACGUUAGCGAGGGAUGUUAAUUUUAUUGAUCAUACGAGUAAUAUUGGAUGGAAAGAGUUUCAAAGAGCGAAGCCUGUGAUUGUGGAUCCUGGGUUGUAUAUGAGUGAAAAGAGUGAUGUGUUUUGGAUUACACAGAGGAGGAGUGUGCCAACAGCUUUCAAAUUAUUUACAGGAUCUGCUUGGAUGGUUUUGUCUCGUCAAUUUGUUGACUUUUGUAUAUGGGGAUGGGACAAUUUACCUCGAACGGUCCUUAUGUACUACGCGAAUUUCAUAUCAUCUCCCGAAGGCUAUUUUCAUACAGUCAUAUGUAACACAAAAGAAUUCAGAAAUACAACCGUAAACAGUGAUCUCCACUUUAUAGCGUGGGAUAACCCUCCAAAACAACACCCUCACUACCUUACGUUACAAGACAUGACUAGGAUGAUCGACAGCAACGCCCCGUUUGCACGAAAGUUCCAUCAAGAUGAACCCGUGCUUGAUAGGAUCGACUCUGAACUAUUGUUUCGAGGGCCAGAUAGGAUUGUUCCUGGUGGGUGGUGUGCCGGGAGUCGUGAAAGUGGUUCAGACCCGUGUUCAGUGGCUGGGAAUCUUACACGGCUUGAUCCUACAAGUGGGGCGCAAAGGCUACAGAAGCUUGUGAGCUCACUUUUGUCAGAGGAGAGUUUUAGACCAAGACAAUGCAGAUAGACGACUACAAGUGGCGGAUGUUCAUGGGUUGUAAUUAGUUCGUGUGUGUGAUGAAUGACCACCGCCAUGUGGAUUAGCCUUGAUUCUGAACAUACUGCUGAAGAAAGCAAUCGGUAAUGAUAACGGUAAGGAUAAUGCGGUUUAUUUGAUGUGUUGUAGUGAGCGAAUUCUUUUAGAACCCUGUUUCACCAAUUUUUACAUCUUCUUCUAAGGGUGAUGAUAGGGGUUGAUUGUAAGUUACUGAAAAAAAUACUUUGAUGCCAUUUUAGCAGGCACAAGAAAAAUGCUGUAAAAUAUAUCACAAUUCAAGAACAUGACUUUGCUGAUGUGUAAUUAAAAGAUUUUUUUGGGGGAUAUUUUAUGAAUUA